CUCUAAACACUUUUCUCUCUUGUUUUUCUUACAAAAGUUCUAAGCAUAAGUGCUAUAAAUCUUCAAUAUUCUCUCGUUUUUUUUCUCUUUGCACUAUGCGCUAAAGAAGAGAAGAUAAGAAGCUUGUGAAUGAAAAUAUAAUACAAGCUUCGUAACAAAACAAAACGGGGAGGAACAACCAUCAAUGUUUUUGGAAUGUAUGGAGCAAAGUUUCCAUUGGCAUACGGGAAAAUGGCUAUGAUUACGACUUCAUGCGGCGAGGAGGAAGCAAGGAGGUGUGAUCUUCGUUUCUUGGACGAGGCGAAGGGAAAGAUUCUCGUUUGUGAUGGGAUAGUCGAUGGUGAGUCUGUAACGGAAGUCGGGGCCGUGGGACUGAUCGGGUUCGUAGAUUUAGACGACCCCAAAGUAUCAGACGACCCGAUAGUUUCCAACAUUCCUAUGUCUGGUCUGAAACAUGAUGACUACCAAACACUCUUGUCCUACAUCAAUUCAACCGAAGACACAAAUGCUUUGCGCUUUGAACUACACAGACAUAAUCUGUAAGGAUCAUCAUUGGAAACAACUCAGUUGUCCUAAAGAAUCGAACUCAAAUGUUAGAGAUCUCAACUACCCUUCGAUGGCAUCUAAAGUGACGACAUAAUCUCCUUUGUAAAUCAUGUUUUCGAGAACGGUGACAAAUGUCGGGCCAUCGAAUUCAACCUACAAGGCAGAAGUGACAUCCGAUCCAAAACUGAAAGUCACAGUUCAGCCGGAAAGCCUCGUGUUUGGAUCGGUUGGAGAGAAGAAGUCGUUCACUGUCACUGUCGUUGUCGCUCACGACAGUCUUUCAUAUGUGAAGGGUCCAGUUUCUGUGUCUCUUGUUUGGUCCGACGACUCUUAUGUCGUGAGGAGUCCCAUUGUCUUUAUUCAUCUUUAUCAACCGAU
Tarenaya hassleriana is the source of this 924-nucleotide messenger RNA. Its product is annotated as subtilisin-like protease SBT4.4. The coding region runs from base 196 to 543 and encodes 115 amino acids. The record is from RefSeq and is a predicted model, not a curated record. The transcript has 3 exons. Lineage: Eukaryota; Viridiplantae; Streptophyta; Magnoliopsida; Brassicales; Cleomaceae.